This is a messenger RNA of Falco peregrinus (peregrine falcon), 1041 nucleotides long. RefSeq names its product acrosin-like. Gene Ontology annotation, molecular function: serine-type endopeptidase activity. Gene Ontology annotation, biological process: proteolysis; acrosome reaction. The transcript is spliced from 5 exons. Lineage: Eukaryota; Metazoa; Chordata; Aves; Falconiformes; Falconidae. The record is from RefSeq and is a predicted model, not a curated record. Bases 1 to 1041 code for a protein of 346 amino acids.
AUGGAUUUGCUGCGCCUCCUCCUCAUCCUGCUGGCCAUGUGCUGUCCUGCGUACGGCACAUGGGACAGCUGUGGAGGGACCUGCGGGCUCCGGCCCAUGGCUUUUCAGUACGGCAUGUCGCGCGUCGUGGGUGGCACAGAUGCCCAGGCAGGGGCCUGGCCCUGGAUCGUCAGCAUCCAGAAUCCCUGGCAAGCGGGCACGGGUCAUACCUGCGGAGGCUCCCUCAUCAGCGCACAGUGGGUCCUGACAGCAGCCCACUGCUUCAUCGAGGCCAGCUACAUCACCAUGUGGCGCGUGGUGAUCGGUGCCACGCGGCUGACUCAGCUGGGCCCUGAGGCCCAGGUGCGCAACAUCAAGCGGCUGCUCCUUCACCAAGGCUACAGUAACAUCACGCAGAGGAACGACAUUGCCUUGCUGGAGCUGGACCAGCCUGUGCAGUGCAACGCCUACGUUCAGCUUGCCUGCGUGCCCGAUGCCUCGCUGAGAGUCUCGCAGCUGAAAAACUGCUACAUCAGUGGCUGGGGUGCCACGACUGCAAGAUCUGGACGAUCAACGGAUGUGCUGCAGGAGGCCCAGGUCCGCCUCAUUGAUGUCAACGUCUGUAACAGCAGCCGGUGGUACAGAGGGGCCAUCCACACGCACAACGUCUGUGCUGGCUAUCCGCAGGGCGGCAUUGACACCUGCCAGGGGGACAGCGGUGGGCCUCUCGUGUGCCAAGACAGCAGUGCAGACUACUUCUGGCUUGUUGGUGUCACCAGCUGGGGGAGAGGCUGUGCCCGAGCCAGGCAGCCCGGAGUCUACACCUCCACUCAGCACUUCUACGACUGGAUCCUGCUACAGAUGGGCCUGCGCCCAGCAGUGAGGGCUACUCCAACAGCACGCGCUUGGAGUCAUUUUGUCACCACGUCAAGCCCCGUUCUGAGGCCAAGGCCCACAGCAGCGCAGUCGGGCGGCUCCUGCCCGUUUCCAGUCCAGAAGCUGCUGGACUUCUUUAGCCGGCUGCAGGAGCUCCUGCAGUACCUAAGGGGAAAAACGGUGUGA